Messenger RNA from Micropterus salmoides (largemouth bass), 1143 nucleotides. RefSeq names its product guanylate cyclase activator 1B (gene guca1b). The record is from RefSeq and is a predicted model, not a curated record. Gene Ontology annotation, molecular function: calcium ion binding; calcium sensitive guanylate cyclase activator activity. The transcript has 4 exons. Lineage: Eukaryota; Metazoa; Chordata; Actinopteri; Centrarchiformes; Centrarchidae. The coding region runs from base 218 to 811 and encodes 197 amino acids. Gene Ontology annotation, cellular component: photoreceptor inner segment; cone photoreceptor outer segment. Gene Ontology annotation, biological process: visual perception.
UCACUCUCAGAUGGGAUAUGCCACGAUAGAGAGCCCAAUAACAAUUCAGCUUGUAUGAACUUUCGCGUCAUUUUGAUAAUUUUGGUCUUUACCGAUUUGCCCAAAGUUUGUUUGUAAUGUAGAGGGAAGCUUUAAAAGAAUUACCCAGGUCAAACUGUUUCAUGUAAUGUAAGAAAAACAUUUAAAUCUUUAGGGAGCUGAAGAAAACAUUUCCAAAAUGGGUCAGCGCCUGAGCGAGGAUAGUGACCCAGACAAGGAAAUUGAUGUGGCAGAGCUGCAGGAAUGGUACAAAAAAUUUGUUGUGGAAUGCCCGAGUGGAACUCUCUUCAUGCAUGAGUUCAAAAGCUUUUUUGGCGUUACUGAGAACAAGGAGGCCGCAGAUUACAUUGAAAACAUGUUUCGGGCCUUUGACAAGAACGGCGACAACACUAUUGAUUUUCUGGAGUAUGUGGCAGCCUUGAACUUAGUCCUGAGGGGAAAAUUGGAACAUAAGCUUAAAUGGACAUUCAAAAUGUACGAUAAAGACGGAAGCGGAUGCAUUGAUAAAACAGAGCUUCUUGAAAUUGUGGAGUCUAUUUAUCGACUGAAGAAAGCCUGCCACGGAGAGCUAGAUGAAGAAUGCAUGCUGCUGACCCCAGACCAAGUGGUUGACCGAAUAUUUGAGUUGGUUGAUGAAAAUGGAGAUGGGGAGCUCUCGUUGGAUGAGUUCAUUGACGGCGCACGGAGGGACAAGUGGGUGAUGAAGAUGCUGCAGAUGGACGUCAACCCUGGGGACUGGAUCAAUGAGCGAAGACGCAGUGCUGACUUCUAAGGCUAGAAUUUGAACUGUCAAUCUGUCGCAUCCUUCAUCCAAUCAUACUCUGAUUUUGUAUCUAUUGCAGUUUAUAUGUAUAUAAAAGAUGACAACACCAGUCACAUCCUGGAAUUCUAAUGAUAUAUUUUGCUUGUAAAGGGGCAACCUGUUUAUUCAUUUUAGUUUUGGUUUCACACAAGUUAUUAAGCAACAUAGUUUUGACAUUAUUUAUUGCCAUUUGAGGUAUGUUUCUAUUUCAUAGCUUGAAUACAUAGGGUGCUUACUGUAUUUACCUUUUGUGUCAUGAGCAAAAAUGUUAUUCAAUAAACAUACUUAAAGCCCCUACACAA